AUGGAUAGAGAGGAUGAAAUUCUUUUAAAUGCUUUAAUGGACUACGAAAGGGGACUAAUUGAUGACGAUGAGCUGUGGUCGAGCCCAUACGAGGGUGAAAUGGACAAUUUCGACAACAACGAAACAGCGAUACCCCCUAGUGCCCAAUCACCAUUUGAGAUUAUUAUCCUCUCAGAUGAUGAAUAUGAUGAUUCUCAAGAAGUAAUCCCACCGUCCCCGUUUUCACCUAAACUUUUUUCGGACAACGAGACAAUAACGCCGCCGCCGUCUUCACCUUUUAUUGAAGUAAUUUCCAGCGACGAAGAAGGAGCACGUAAUGCCGCACCCGAAAGAUUGUCUGGACAGCGUGGUACAGGUGAAGAACAACAACAGUUAUUCACGAACACCUCCGAAUAUCAUCAGUUUAAUCGAAAGAAUAGGUGUCCCUUACACAGAAGAUUCGAUAGAAUGUCUGCUUUCGCAGAGAUUUCUUGA
Messenger RNA from Lottia gigantea (owl limpet), 474 nucleotides. RefSeq lists its product as hypothetical. Bases 1 to 474 code for a protein of 157 amino acids. The record is from RefSeq and is a predicted model, not a curated record. Lineage: Eukaryota; Metazoa; Mollusca; Gastropoda; Lottiidae. The transcript has 4 exons.